CAUUGCUCGAUUAUGAAUUUGUUGCACAUUUAACGUCAGCAGACCUACCUGUCUGGCAUUUACAGUGAGUCAGGAUAUGUGACGACUAUGUUUAGCAAUCAGGGCAUCCAACCAGUCACGGUUGUUUUUAACAACACAAAAAACUGCUUUCUUCACCUCCCCUCCAAGUUGAUUUCACAUCUCUCCCUGAACGAGAAUCAGGCUUUGGAGUUGUCCUGGGGUCAUGGAUCUCCAGUGUUCCUCAGCUGGACUCAAAACAGAACCUCCUCUAGCCUCGACAGCCAUCAAGUGGAGUUGUGUCGACAACUGGGAGAGAAGCUGGGCCUCAAAGAUGGAGAACAGGGCUUCCUGAGACCAUGUCAUCAGGUCUCAUCAGUGCAUCAAGUGUUUGUGGAGCCUGUGUCGACUGAUGACUGGGAGAUCUUGGAGCUCCACAGCGCUGCACUGGAGCAGCAGUUGUUGGAUCAGAUCAGAGUAGUGUUCCAAGAUGCCGUGUUUCCUGUGUGGGUGGACAGCCACACAGCCAUCUACAUUCAAAUAGUAUCACUUUCACCUUCUGUGCCCUAUGGUCGGCUGGAGCAGUUCACAGAACUGAUUGUCUCUCCUAAGAGCCGAGCUGGAAUUGGCAACCUCAGUGGUUCUCUGGUGAGAACCAGUCAGAACCAGCGUCCUCAUAGCGGGCCAAACCUGUCCGACGCCGUAGGAUCAUCAUUAGAAAGUACCUCCUCUGUCCCUCAAAGUCACCAGUGGGGUGGCAUAGCUGACCUGAAGAGCCUGUUACGCUACAUGAUAACUGGUACUCAUAACCCGGUUAAAGAGCUACCUCCUGUACCCGAAAUCCCUGCCCUCCUCACUGACUCUGUCUACAGAGUAUGUGGCGCACCUCCUGACUCUCUUUGCACCGUAAGCCACUUUGCAACUGGUGUUAUUCAUUUAUUUUCCUGGAGCCACGGAUUAAAUGGAAGUCAGUCUCCAGUGACAUAUGGUCUGAUCUCCAAAGUUCCCUCACCUAAAGAAGUGAGGGACAGAGUCAAGCAGGCUAUGGAGAAAAAGAAGAAUGCAGGAGUUUCUAAAGUUGCUGCAACUGCGAGUGGGGGAGAGGAGAUGAAAGAAGAACAAACCACAGUGGUGAGGGUGGUGUGCCAUGGCAUUGAUAAGCUGGCAAGCAAGCAUAGUCCAAGUCCAAGUAAGGGAGCGAUCCAUUGUGGUGCAGUAUGGAUCCCACAGCCCCUUGCGAUCAGGUUGAAUAUUAUCCCUCAUUCAGCAGUAAGAAUUAAGCCAGUCAAAUCAACUAUCAAAGUAGCUUCCACUAUUCGCCUGCAGCCUCUAAAACCACUGCCUGAGGAGGACGAUGAGGCGAUCCAGACAGCAUUCCUGGGUUGGUUGCACACUCGAAGUCAUGAACCUUUAGCCUGUGUGACCGCACGGUUUGGCACCAUCCUCCUACAUGGAACCGAUGCAAAGUUAGAGUUUGCUUUAACUGUGCUGAAACCAGAACCUGAGAGUGAUCAUCCAGACCAGCUGUUUCUACUAGCAUUAUCUGUUAUACAGAAGGAAAAUAUACAGGUAGACAGAGAGCCAGUAAUCAUGCCAGCUGUAAAAACUGCAGCUGAAGCACCUAAUCCAGAGCUUCCCUCUCUCAGUAUUCUUGGUGGGAUCAAUGAGCUUAGCAACACUGGAUUUGAGUUCAUCUCUCACAGCCUUCUGGGUAGUCCCCUAUCAAGGGAGCUGGGUACCACUGGACAGGGACUCCAAGGUGGAGCACUACUCAUCACUGGUGGAAAGGGAAGUGGAAAGAGCAGUCUAUCCCGAGCCCUGUGUAGGAAAGCUAGAGAAGAUCUUGAUGCACAUGUGGAAGUGGUAGACUGCAAAAAGCUACAAGGCAAAAGGGCAGAAACUGUGAGACAGAUGUUACAGGAUAUUUUUGAACAGGCGGAGUGGAAGCAGCCCUCUGUUGUUCUCCUUGAUGAUCUGGAUCAUAUGACGGGGGCACAGACCUCACCGGAGCAUGAGCAUGGCCCUGAGGCGCUGGUUCAACAGCACAUUGCACAGAGUUUGAAGGAUGUGGUGGAUGAGAUGGUAGUUCACUGCAGCCUGGUGUGUCUCAUCAUCACCAGCCAGAGCGAGCACUCCCUCCACACCUCAUUGACUGAGGUGCAGGGGUCCCACUUCGUGCAGGGCUUUGUACACAUCCAGCCACCAGACAAGGCACAGAGAGCAGAGAUCCUGCACUGUCUGAUCCUCAGAAAGUCCAGGCUAUCGGAGGAGAGCUUACAGACUCUUGACCUGGGAGUUGUUGCCAAGGAGACGGAAGGAUACACGCCUCAAGACCUAGCGCUACUGCUGGAGCGAGCUGUCCAUGCCAACACUGUACAAAGAGGGCAAGGUGAACAAGAUGUGUGUCUGUCAUGGAGGGACUUUGCACAGGCUCUCAAGGGGUUUACACCUCCCUCUCUAUGGGGGGCAGACCUCCACACCCCAAGUGGACUUGGGCUUGAGAGAGUGGGAGGGCUGAGAGAAGUGCGACAGCAGCUAAUGGACACCAUAAUGCUCCCUGCUAAGUAUCCAAUCCUGUUUGCCAAUCUUCCAAUUCGCCAUCGCUCAGGAGUCCUGCUGUAUGGAGCUCCGGGCACAGGGAAGACCCUGCUAGCCAGGGCUGUGGCCAAAGACAGUGGUAUGAACUACAUCAGCAUCAAGGGACCUGAACUUCUGAGUAAGUACAUUGGAGCCAGUGAGCAGGGAGUCCGUGAUGUCUUUCAGAGAGCACAGGCUGCUAAGCCAUGCAUCCUGUUCUUCGAUGAGUUUGACUCUCUGGCCCCCAGGAGGGGUCACGACAAUACAGGUGUGACAGACCGUGUGGUCAAUCAGCUUCUCACCCAGCUGGAUGGUGUGGAGGGACUGCAAGGUGUGUAUGUGCUUGCAGCCACCAGUCGUCCUGAUCUGAUUGAUCCGGCACUGCUGAGACCUGGACGACUGGACAAGUCUCUCUACUGCCCUCCCCCUGAUCUGGAGGCCCGUGCAGAGAUUCUGAAGGCUUUGAGCAUUGGUGUCCCGCUGGCUGGUGAUGUGGACCUGCAACAGCUGGCAGCAGCGACAGAGCAGUUUACAGGGGCAGACCUGAAGGCCCUGCUCUACAAUGCCCAGCUGGAGGCUGUCAACAACAGCUUGGGCAACAGCACACCGCAUGAGCUGACGUCUGGCUCAGACAGUGACAUGAGUCUGUCCUCCAUGAUGUUCCCGAACCACAGCAGUGGCUCAGAUGACUCAGUGGGAGAAGGGGACCCAGAUGUAGGUCUGGAUCAGUCCAUUGUUCUCCAUGAGCACAGUGAGCUCCAAGCAGACGAUGAACACCACUGCGGCAAUGUCUGGAGACUCUACUUUGGAAGUUCCUACGAGUCAGAGUUGGGGAAUUCGCCAAUUUCUGGAUUGAACUCUCAUUGUGUCUCUGGACCCAACUCAAUGAUUCAUGACUUCACAGGAGUAUCGGUCCGUGACCCUGGUAGCUCACUGCCCCCUGCCUAUAUGUCCUCCCUUCAGAGUGGGUAUGAAGAGCUCGGCCCAGAGCAGCUGGAGCGCCUCCAACAAGACAUCAAUAACAUCAAGAACAACUCCAGGAGAGCCAACGAGGAGUGUGUCCGGGUGCAUUCAGCCUCCAGCCAGCUGGGUCUGCUGCUGUGUCCAGCUCAUUUGAACUCUGCCUUGGCAGUGACCAGACCAUCUCUGAGCAAAGCCGACUGGAACAAAUACACAAAACUGUAUGAAGCCUUUGGAGGUCUAGAAGAUGGAAAAUAUAUUCAGUCAGUCACAUUUAAACCGGGACAACGUGUGACUUUAGCUUGAUCACACACGCUAUUCAGCUUUCUUUGUUUUUAUGAAUAAAGAUGGCAGUGCAUUGAUAAUUUAGCAAUCAGUGAAGUUUAACAGUUCCAAAGCUUUGAAGACAAUGUAAUUUAAUAUAAUUUAUGUGAUGCUUUUAUAAAUAAUGUUUCCUACUGACUUGUUAACCAAUGACACAUUUAAUUUCUUAAAUGUGAUUUCUGUAAAUAUGUAUGAUGUCAGAGUAUAAAUUAUGUAAUUGUUUGAAAUAUAAAAAGAAAUCUCUACACUUAUCUUGCCUGCGUUAUGUUAUUAACUGCAUUAUAUUUUGUUUGCCACCACUAAUUGGAGACACAAAUUA
Scomber japonicus (chub mackerel) is the source of this 4177-nucleotide messenger RNA. RefSeq names its product peroxisomal biogenesis factor 1 (gene pex1). Bases 88 to 3840 code for a protein of 1250 amino acids. NCBI's taxonomy places the organism in Eukaryota, Metazoa, Chordata, Actinopteri, Scombriformes, Scombridae. Gene Ontology annotation, biological process: protein import into peroxisome matrix. The record is from RefSeq and is a predicted model, not a curated record. The transcript has 24 exons. Gene Ontology annotation, cellular component: peroxisome; peroxisomal membrane; cytosol. Gene Ontology annotation, molecular function: ATP hydrolysis activity; ATP binding.